CGGAGAAAAAUUCCAGCAUCUCUGGAUGUAGUAUAACAUCCCCUUCUGGUUACGCAACUGUUAACGAAGAAAAGAGAAAGAAAGUGUUUAGGGCUCCAUCCCUCCUUGGUAGAGUGUAGAUCUGGAAAAUUUGGAUCGCGCUCGCUCAAGAUGGAUUGCAAGAAGGCGCUCAUCACCGGCAUCACAGGCCAGGACGGCUCCUACCUCACCGAGUUCCUCCUCUCCAAAGGCUACGAGGUCCACGGGAUCAUCCGCCGCUCCUCCAACUUCAACACCCAGCGCCUGGAUCACAUCUACAUCGACCCCCACAUCUCCGCCGCCCGGAUGAAGCUCCACUACGGCGAUCUCGCCGACGCCUCCGCCCUGCGCAAGUGGGUCGACGCCAUCCUCCCCGACGAAGUCUACAACCUGGGCGCCCAGUCCCACGUCGGCGUCUCCUUCGAGAAUCCCGACUACACCGCCGACGUCGUCGCCACUGGAGCUCUCCGCCUCCUCGAGGCCGUCAAGACCCACUGCUCCACCACGGGUCGCCAGAUCCGCUACUACCAGGCCGGAUCCUCCGAGAUGUAUGGCUCCACGCCGCCGCCCCAGGACGAGGCCACCGCGUUCCACCCCCGGAGCCCCUACGCCGCCGCCAAGGUGGCCGCGCACUGGUACACCGUCAACUAUCGCGAGGCCUAUGGUCUCUUCGCUUGCAAUGGCAUCCUCUUCAACCACGAGAGCCCCCGGCGCGGCGAGAACUUCGUCACCCGCAAGAUCACUCGCGCAGUCGGGCGGAUCAAAGUCGGGCUCCAGAAGAAGCUCUUCCUCGGCAACCUCAAGGCGAGCAGGGACUGGGGAUUCGCCGGUGACUACGUCCAGGCGAUGUGGCUCAUGCUCCAGCAGGAGACGCCGGAUGACUACGUGGUGGCCACCGAGGAGUCGCACACCGUGGAGGAGUUUCUCGAGGAGGCGUUUGGCUACGUUGGUCUCGAGUGGAGGGAGCACGUCGAGAUUGAUCCUAGGUACUUUCGGCCCACCGAGGUGGAUAAUCUCCGCGGCUCGGCGGCCAAGGCCAGGAGUGCGCUGGGAUGGAAGCCCAAGGUGUCGUUCAAGCAGCUGGUGGCCAUGAUGGUGGACUCGGAUCUGGAGAAAGCACAGCGUGAGAAGGUGCUUGUGGAGCACGGGUUUAUCGAUUCUCACCAGCAGCCGUAGCUGCUUUCCAGGUUUUCUUGCUUGUUCCAGGUUUGCUCUCGUUUGUUUUGCUUCCAAUCCGAGAGUCGGGGUGAGUGAGUGGAGCAAAUGAGCGAGCUUUGAUCCGUCAUCUUUCUUUUUCGAUGAAUUCGUGAUCACAUCCAAUAAGUUUUCUCUUUUCCAGCAGGGCUUCUUCCUUUGCGCGAGAAUACUUGCUAUGUAAAAGCUACAAGCCGCAAGAAUAUAAUUUUCUCUGUUUCACCUUGGCAAA
Molecule: messenger RNA, 1444 nt
Organism: Selaginella moellendorffii
Lineage: Eukaryota; Viridiplantae; Streptophyta; Lycopodiopsida; Selaginellales; Selaginellaceae
Product: GDP-mannose 4,6 dehydratase 1
Exons: 1
Coding region: 151-1194 (347 amino acids)
Biological process (GO): GDP-mannose metabolic process
Molecular function (GO): GDP-mannose 4,6-dehydratase activity
Source: RefSeq, a predicted model, not a curated record